This is a messenger RNA of Haliaeetus leucocephalus (bald eagle), 1467 nucleotides long. It is a transcript of the gene ATXN10, whose product is annotated as ataxin 10. Gene Ontology annotation, cellular component: cytosol. The record is from RefSeq and is a predicted model, not a curated record. NCBI's taxonomy places the organism in Eukaryota, Metazoa, Chordata, Aves, Accipitriformes, Accipitridae. The transcript has 11 exons. Gene Ontology annotation, biological process: neuron projection development. The coding region runs from base 91 to 1401 and encodes 436 amino acids.
CUGGGGCGGGCCGCGGCGGCCCCGCCCGAGGCCCGCUUGGAAAGCGUGCGGGCGCUGGCGGGUCUGUUCCGGGAGGAGCAGCCCAGAGAAAUGGCAAAAGAAAGUAUAUUUCGGGAUCUCCUGGAAAUCCUGAUGAGCGCCUCAAGUGAAAUUGAGCAGGCCGAUAAGGGCUGCUGUGAACUGGUAGAUCGAGACACCUGCCUGCUGCUCAUAGCAGAGUGUUUCAGAUGUCUGAGGAAUGCCUGUGUUGAGUGUGCCAAGAAUCAACAUGUCAUGAGGAACUUGGGUCUCAUCUCUACGUCUGUCCAUUUGAUCAAAUUGCUCCAUGGAAUACAAAUCAAAGAAGAAUUGUUAUUGACUGCUCUUCGUUGUAGUCUCCAGUUUCUUGGAAACAUUGCAGCAGGAAAUGGAGAUUCCCAGAAUAGCAUUUGGAAGUGUGCUUUCCCAGAUCUCUUCUUGACGUGCCUAACGUACAGUGAUGAGAAGAUUGUUGCCUAUUGUUGUAUGGUACUGUUCACUUGCCUUAAUUCAGAAAAAGUGAGAGAACUACUGUAUCCUGGGAACUUGACUGUGGCUCUUCAUGUCCUGAAAGUCUACAAAGAGCAGCUGGAGUCUGAGUGGUCGUUCUUGAUUGUUACAGACCAUUUGCUGAAAUGUCCAGAGUUGGUAAAAGCCCUCUAUGCCAAACUGAGCAAUCAAGAAAGAGUUACUUUGUUAGAGCUGAUAAUGGAGAAAGUAAGUGAGAAGAACCCAGUUACCGGUGAAGAAAUGAAUUUGUUCAUGAGACAUGCUGACUUCCUUGCAGGCUGUUUCAAAGAGAAAUGUGAAGCUGUGCUCAAGUUAACUUCUGCGGCAGAUGCAGAAGAUGAGGAAGCACUGGUUACAAUUCGUCUUCUUGACGUUCUUUGUGAAAUGACAUCAAACAAUGGACAGCUAGAACAUCUACAGGCUUUGCCUGGUUUGCUUGAAACAGCCAUAGAUACCCUGAGAUUAACUCAUCUUGCUGGGAAACAAGCUGUAAAUAUUUUCACCGCCACACAUACUAUGACAGGGCAGGAAGAAAUUUCACAUCCAGCUGUGGGUUUUAAAUCUCAUCUCAUUCGUUUGAUUGGAAAUUUAUGUUAUAAAAAUAAGGAAAACCAAGACAAGGUUUAUAAGUUAGAUGGCAUCCCCUUGAUCCUGGACAACUGCAGCAUUGAUGACAACAAUCCUUUUGUGAACCAGUGGGCAGUAUAUGCUAUCCGAAAUCUCACGGAACAGAAUGAGAGAAACCAAGAGCUUAUUGCACAGAUGGAGGAGAAGGGGCUGGCAGACAAUUCUGCCCUUGAGAGUAUGGGUUUAGAGAUAGAGAAACGAGAUGACAAGUUAAUUCUGAGAUCUGUCAGGAAAAAGCCCUCAUGAACAAAACAUUAAGAGUCAUCAAAUCAUUAAAAGAGGAUUUCUCUUUUAAAAUAUUUUUCCCUGCUC